This is a messenger RNA of Linum trigynum, 3251 nucleotides long. The record is from the annotation of a GenBank genome assembly. Lineage: Eukaryota; Viridiplantae; Streptophyta; Magnoliopsida; Malpighiales; Linaceae.
AACAAAAAUCAACGGUCAUGCUUCGUCAAAAUAUAUGCAACAAAUUACAUGCACAAUCUUAGGGGUUAAGCUCUAUGAUUUAGAUAACUAAGACCUAGGGUUCACUCAUCAAGAAUUAGGGUAUAGUAUCAUGCUUAGAUAUUGACAAUAUAUGUGGCAUUACACCAACAAAAUGAAGGUAUUAGUAUAAGUUUAAGCAUAUGCAUAUUUGAUAAGUUAGAAAAUUAUACACCAAUGGACCAUGUUAAGAUUAGAACCCUCGACAGUGUGUGAGUAUCUUGGACUGAGAUUCUAAACCAACAUCUAAACAACGAUCAUUAGUUGAGGGUGAGUCUAAAUUAAACUUCAGGAAUUAACAGUUGGUACAUAUUGUAUAAGAUAUUAUAUUGAGUGUCUUGAUCGACAAAUAUGAUCUUACAAUAAGACAAUAAACUUUCAAUUGGGAUGACCAAAUUUACCUAAUAUUGAAGUACCUUUAUAAAAACAUUCUAACUAAGUUGUCGUCAUCUGAGCAACAUCAUUGGUUGAGAGUUUGUUUAAACUCGAGAUUCAUUGAAUGGCAUAUAUUGUAUAAGAUAAAAAAUUUUGAGUAUCGUUGUUUUAAUUUAGUUGUUUUAAUUUAUAGACGCACCACAUACUCACGCAUUUGAGUAUCGUGAUAUAUCUUUGUGACAUGAUUUAUGAUCAGAGAAUUGAAACAUCAUAAGUGAAUGUGCUAAGCAUUGAGAAUUUUUAAUUUACAGACGCACUGCAUACUCACGCAUGAAUGCAAAUGUAAAAAAUGUAGAAGAUCCAAAAUAGUUUAAACAUAUAGAUAAAUUGAUUAAUAUAAAUGAUAAAAUGAAACUCACCGGCCAACGGGCCGGGUAAAAAGCUAGUUGAGAAUAUAUGUGAUCAAUAUCUCUGUUCUAUUACUAAUGAUUAUGUCUUGUGACUCUAGGCACGAAGCACGGGCUUCCUCCCUAAUAUUAAUUAAUUACAAUGAAACAACAACUAACAUGCUGAAACAAUUAUAAUGAAACAACAACUAACCUACGCGUUCUGCUUUUGCCUCCCCUAUUUGACAAUGUUGCUUUUGCCUCCCAUUAGGCUAACCACAACCCGAGGGACAAAAAUUGGAGGUUUUAAGGCUAUUUUAGCCUUUUAGCCCCCUCGAAAACAGAAACAGCUGCAACCCGGAUGGCUAAAAAUUUAUGUUUCGUAUUUAGUAAUCAUAACUUAUGAAUAGUUAAAAUUAUGUUUUUUACUUUAAAAUUUAUAUAUUCAUUCACAAUAAUUAAAUACGAACAUCCCGAUAAAAUUUGAAAUAUUCUGAGAUACUUUGUUUUUAGUUGAAAUGGAAGAAAGUUACACCGAAAUUAACUUCGUUCAUCAAAAUUACCAAGAUUUUGAACGAUUUCGGAGAUACCUUUUUUUUAGUUGAAAUGGAAGAACGUUCGAAAUUUUAAAUAUUUUUUUUUCAAAUAACAAUCAAAUGGUUGAAAGUUACAACGAUAGGAACUUCGUUAGUUAAAAACACUCACAACAACACAAGUAUAUUCAAUUUAAGUAAAACAAAGAAAAGUUAAAAUAAUAAUCGGUUCGUGCGUAGGCCCCUCACCCCUUUCCUCUGGCGCUCUGUGCCUACUGCUCUCUUAAUUUUUCUCCUCUCCGGCAACACAGCGUGUCUGAUCAUCUUCCUGCAUGGAGAAUCUUUCUAUAAUGUCAUCACUCAUCACUCCAACCUUCCAGCCCCACCUUCCAGCCCCGGCCAGUUCCUUUCUAUUCGGCCAGUUCUUUUCUAUUCGGUCCAACCUCUCCUCACCGGCGUUGAUCCUCGAUCAGUUUAGUCAGUCGAUCAUCAUGAGAACCGGCACGGCUAACUUCAUCGACAUCCUGCUGGCCAUCCUCUUGCCUCCUCUCGGCGUCUUCCUCAAGUUUGGCUGUCAGGUGGAGUUCUGGAUCUGUUUGGUGCUCACCCUCUUCGGCUACAUCCCGGGGAUCAUCUAUGCCAUCACCAAGUGAUUCCGUUCAUCUCUGUCUCCGGCCGGUCAGGUUACGUACAUUCAGAUGUGGUGGUGAUUGGAGCUCUGGGGUUCCAGGCUCUCCUCCGGCCGCCGCCUUCAAAUUUCGCCUUGUCUCCGAAUUUAGUUCCGAGGCGAGACAUACGGCGCCAUGUAAGCAAAUUUUCUUUUUAAUUUAAAUUCCUUCCUCCGGUGAUGUCUCAGUUAUUGACUUACGAGGUAAGUUUUGGAAUCUUAUUUACUAAUUUUUUAUUUUCUUAAUUAUUGCUGAUUACAAGAGAAUUAUUUAAUUGGCUUUGCUUCUCGGGUAUUUACUUCCCCUUUAAUAUGCUUUAUUAUUAUCAUUAUUGUUUAGCUAUUAAAUGUCCAUCUUUAGUGGUCUCAUUUACUCUUACUCUUAAUUUAUGUUAAAUAGAAAUUUUAUUUCAUUAUCUUUGGUAAUUCACUUUUAAGAAUGUUGUAUAUUGGGUGAUUCGGAUCCAUCUUCAAAUGUAGAGCUAUUAUACUUCUUUUUAUCAAUUAUACAAUUGAUGUUAUCCAUUCGGUUAUGUCGCAUGUGCCUAAAGGGCAUUCCUUAAUCUCUUGAGAUAGAGAUCUUUAGCAUCGCAGUGGAUGCCUUUUUGGGGUUAGAUAUAACAUGCCCUAGCAAAAGUAUAUUGAUCUGGGUUGAUUGGGUCACAAAGAAUCUUCACGGAUGUGCAAACUGACUUUGCCAGAUUUUCAGGUGAUGGCACUGUCUCAUUUGCUUUUGGUAAAAUUUAUUAUGCUAUUACUAUGAGAAAGUGUCUUACUCAUAAUGUUUGGUUGUUACCUCUCGAUGAUAUUCUCAACCGGUCAUUAGGAUGCUACAUCGAGGAAGUCUUCCCAUUCUAAAGUCAGAGAUAUUUUAAGGGAAGUUCUCUCUCUCUCUUCUCGAGUCCCUAUGUCAGUUUCGCGUCUUUGCUCCUCGGGGCUUUCAUAGAGCUGCCCACCUCAUGGCAAAAAAGGCUCCUUUAUCAGGAGUCUGGUUGCAUACGGGUUACCGUUCUUUAUUAUUGUUGUUAUCAGUUUUAUAUAUUUGUUGUUCGGCCAUGCCCUGGGGGCUUAUCUUGGAUAAAAAAAAGUUAAAAUAAUCCCCACCAUUUGAGCUCUCACCAUUUUAGCCCCCCUCAUAAAACCCUCCCAAAUAAGAGCUAAAAUAGCCCCCUAAAAUCUCCUAUAGCCUUUUACCCCUCAAAUUUGCCCCAUGAUUAAAGAUGCUUUAUUGGG